Messenger RNA from Gossypium raimondii (Peruvian cotton), 1974 nucleotides. Its product is annotated as F-box protein SKIP23. Bases 457 to 1851 code for a protein of 464 amino acids. Lineage: Eukaryota; Viridiplantae; Streptophyta; Magnoliopsida; Malvales; Malvaceae. Gene Ontology annotation, molecular function: protein binding. The record is from RefSeq and is a predicted model, not a curated record. The transcript has a single exon.
UUGAGGGAAACUUUUAAUUGUACAUAUUUUGUGCCAGUUGUUUUUUCUUGGUUCAACGUCACUGGUGAUUUAUUUCUCAAGAAUUCGAAGAAUUGAUCUCUUCUUGGUUGAUAAUUGUAAGCGUCCGUCAAUGUGAAAAUGAAUAACAUUUGACAAAAGUCAAGACAAUUCUUCACUCUGUAAUUUGUUGUAGAUGUUCCCAUUAUUUUCUAGAAAACUGAGUCCAAAGGUUUUUAUUUAUUUAUUUUGAAACUACUUUAGGGUAGGAUAAAGUGAUCAAGUUCCUCAAAAGCAGAAUAGAAAACGAAAAAACAAUUUUUAUUUUAUUUUAUCGAUUUACUUGAACUUUUUAUUUUUUAAUUCUAUUCUGAAUAUGUUUAAUAAGAAAAGUUGGCAGGCAGGCAGCUACCGUUGCCCGUAGCAGAUCUGAAUGCAAAGCAAAACUUGUGAUCUCAAAUGGCAGAUUGGUCUCAACUCCCACAAGAGCUUCUAGUUCUAAUAGCCGAACGCCUUGAAGCCCGAUUUGAUGUUGUCAGAUUCCGAUCUGUCUGCUGUUCAUGGCGUUCCUCUGUUCCACCAAAACUUUACCCUUUUCGACCCACGUAUCUCCGAACCCAAGGUAGAAUUGAGGAGUCUCUGAGCCAUAUCACCAGAUAUACCUUUUACCUUUUAAGAUCGUCUCGCGGCGACGAAACAGAAGCCCCUGCUUGCUGGUUGGUCAAAAUCGGAGAAGGAAGCCGCGGUGUCAAAAUGCAAUUGUUGAAUCCUUUUUCAGAUUCUAAGCUGGAAUCUCUUCCAAGAAACUUCCCAAAGGUAUUGGAUUUAACCAACUUUCAAGUCAUUGAAUUGGGUCAGCAAUAUAUUGGUCUGUAUGAUGUGUAUAUUGAUCAUCCUUUAGAGCCCCUAUGCUACGACUACAGAAAAAAAGUAGUUCUGCAGCAGUCAAGUACCAAUUGUGAUGAUUUUAUAAUAUUUGCGUCUUUCCGAUACCCGGCUUUUCUGAGGUCGGGGGAAAAGGAAUGGACUGUGCUUGAAAUUAUGUAUGACAUUGAGGAUAUUAUUUCAUUUAAUGAGAAAUUCUAUGCCAUUGACCUAAAUGGCAAAACUAGAGUCAUUGACCAAUCUUUAAACGUUAGUUUCCUGCCACAUGUAGGCUCUCCCGGUAGCAGAAAGUUCUUGGUUAAGUCCCAUGAUAAUUUGUUGGCUGUUGAAAUGCUUUCGAAUCCAGAUAAGGGUGUUGGUUUUAGAGUGUUUAGGAUGAGUGAAGAAGAUCACAAGUGGGAUGAGAUGGAAAGUUUAAGGGAUCGGAUUUUAUUUCUGGAUUUUUAUGGAGCAGUUUCAGCACCAGCUUCUGAAUUAUAUUGGAGUAAAGGAAACUUCAUCUUCUAUCCCGGAGGUCUCUUCGGCUCUCCACAUGAUCCUGACCCUGGAUUUAGACUUGUCUUUGUGUUUGAUUUAGAAACUGGUACUGCCUGCCCUUUAGAGAAUUGCCCUGCCUACUGUAACUUGUUCUGGCCACCUCCACAAUGGGCAACUUCUUCAGAAUCAGUAAUUUCUUUGACAGAAGUUAUAAGCAACUCGGCUCAUUCAAUAAGUUCUGCUACACCAGAAAAUGAAUGCAUGAAUCCUGAAUCUGAUUUCACGAUUUCUUUGACUGAAGUUAUAAGCAACUCGACUCAUUUGAUAAGUUCUGCUACACCAGAAAAUGAAUGCAUGUAUCCUGAAUCCGGUUUCGCUCUCUCUCCAACACCAAUUACCCCAAAAAGAGUAACUUAUCCGGCAGGAAAAGAAGUCGGCAGCGAGCAACCCUCUCCAAGCUCAAAGUGCAGCUUCAAAUUCUGCUGUUUCUAACUCCCCUCAAGACCCCCAUUUACCCAUAGAUGUAUAAUAUUUAUGGAAAACGUGUGCAGGCAUGUAUAAACUAUUAUGAUUUUUCCUUGCUUAUCUCUAUAUGGACAACAUCAUUUCCACCAA